AUGGCUCUAAAGUUAAAUAUUUCAAUGUUGAAAACUUUUAAAAUAGAGAGAUUAUUUCACAAGAAGUUGAAAUGUAGGUUUUCAUCGUUAAGUCUGUACGAAAACAUUCCUAAUAACUGCCAACGUUCAUUCCAUUUAGUUUCAUUUCCUGUUAAACAUUUUAAUUAUCAUUCCAUGAAACAUGUUCGUUUUCUAUUUAUUUCACCUGCCACGUACGGUAAAGUUGUGCCAUUUAAGUUAUCUGACAUAGGAGAAGGAAUGUUGAAGUAUGUUAAACCAGGAGACAAAAUUGCUCAAUUUGAUAAUAUUUGUGAAGUGCAAUCAGACAAAGCUUCUGUUACCAUAACAAGUAGAUAUGAUGGAGUUGUAAAAAAAUUGCAUUGCGAAAUUGAUCAAAUGGCAAAAGUAGGAUCUCCAUUAAUUGACAUUGAAGUUGAAGAAGUGGAAGAUUCAGAUUCUGAUUCAGAUUCAGACAAUGAAGCAGAAGUUGAAAGUAAAAGUAGUAGUAGUAGCAAUAGUGAAAGUAGUGCUAGUGAAAAAUUGGAAGAAGUUCCUGUACCUAAAGCAUUGGCAACACCAGCUGUUCGCAGAAUAGCUAAAGAAAACAAUAUAAAUAUUCAAGAAGUUCGUGGUACUGGCAAAGGUGGAAGAGUGCUCAAAGAAGAUAUAAUACUAUUCAUGGAGGGAAAUACGGAAGUUAGACAGAGUGGUCAAACUGUAAUGCCAAGGGGUGAGGAAGCACCACCUCCUCUUCCUCCAGUUUCCAAGCCAUAUCAAUUCAGUGGAAUUUUAGCCAAAGAUAUAAAAGAACCAAUUACUGGAUUUAAGAAAGCAAUGGUGAAAUCAAUGGCUAACGCUUGGGCAAUACCUCACUUUUCUUACUGUGAUGAAGUUGGAAUAACAGAAUUAAUGGAAAUGAAAGAUGAUAUGAAAAGAAUUAGUCAAAAUACUGGUGUAAAAUUGACUUUCAUGCCAUUUUUUAUUAAAGCAGCCUCAUUAGCUUUAAUGAAAUACCCUCAAUUAAAUUCACAUGUCGGUGAUAAUUGUGAAUUUCUAACAAUAAAAGCUUCACAUAAUAUUGGUGUAGCAAUGGAUACCCAUAAUGGAUUAAUUGUUCCAAAUAUAAAAAACGUUCAGCAGUUAAGUGUCCUUGAAAUAGCAAGUGAAUUAAAUCGUUUGCAAAACCUAGGAAACAGGGGACAAUUGGGAUUAAACGAUUUAAGUGAUGGAACAUUUACAUUAUCCAACAUUGGUUCUAUCGGAGGAACAUACACAAAACCAAUAAUUUUCUCUCCUCAAGUUAUAAUAGGAGCAUUAGGCAAAAUUCAAGUUUUACCAAGAUUUGAUAAAAAUAAAAAUGUGAUUGAAGCUCAUAUUUUUAAUGUAAGUUGGUCGGCAGAUCACAGAGUCGUUGAUGGAGCAACGGUGGCAAGGUUUUCAAACCUUUGGAAAGCAUAUUUGACUUCUCCAAAACUUCUUUUGGAAUUGUAA
Messenger RNA from Pediculus humanus corporis (human body louse), 1491 nucleotides. RefSeq names its product Lipoamide acyltransferase component of branched-chain alpha-keto acid dehydrogenase, putative. Lineage: Eukaryota; Metazoa; Arthropoda; Insecta; Psocodea; Pediculidae. Gene Ontology annotation, molecular function: acetyltransferase activity; lipoic acid binding. Gene Ontology annotation, cellular component: mitochondrion; cytoplasm. The transcript has 7 exons. The record is from RefSeq and is a predicted model, not a curated record. The coding region runs from base 1 to 1491 and encodes 496 amino acids.